AUGGAGAUAGAAAAGAUUCCCGUUUCGUGGAGUGAUCAGCCAAAUCCGAUACCGAACCUCCGUACACGAACCUUCUUCAUCACGGACCAUCCACUUGACGAGAAAGAACUGAAGAAUGGGCUUGAAACUUUGAUUAGAAAGUAUUGGCGAAAGUUGGGUGCUCGUUUGGUCUCAUCCGAAAAGCAAGGUUUAGAGUAUCACCUCCCGCAUGUGUUCCUAGAUGGUUAUGAGCUUUUCAAAUGGUCGUCAGUCAGUGCUGGGUAUUCCUACGGCGAAACAUACGAAAUGUCGAAGAUCAUUCAUCCGGGAGACAAUAUCGCGUUCCUACCAGCCGUGGAUAAGAUUGACAAGCUGGCUCGGCCUCAAGACUGGCCUUUUGAGCGCAAAGAUGAUCCACCCAACUCUCCGCUGUUGUUUAUUCACUUGACCAAUUUCAACGACGGAGCAGUUUUGGCGAUCAGUGUCCCUCACGUCCUUGCCGAUCAGGGCGGAUUGGCCAAUAUUGUCAAGGCUUGGCUGGCCGUCAUUGAUGGUAAAACACCGCCAGAGAUGGUGGGGUUCAAUAAGGAUAUUUUAGGCAGCGAAAGACUCUCCAACAUCGAAGUCGAGCCGAAAGACAGAAUUGGGAGAAUGCGUAUUCGCAGUAAGAAGGAUCAGGCUUUGGUAGUAGGGAGGGUUCUUCUUGAUAUGGCGAAGGAGAAGAAGGAAACGUCUUAUACCGUUUUCCUACCUCUGCGGGUGGUUAGCAAUUUGAGAGAGAAAGUAAAGAAGUCACUGGAGGGAAAACACAUUUUGUCGGAUGAGGCCAGUAACGGCGAUAUCAUCACGGCGAUCUUCACAAAGCUUGCAAGAAUGAAUCUAAAGGCUGAAUACAACGUCUGCCAAUCAUCAACGAUUAACUACUUCCAUGGGCAUUCGCCAACAAUUCAAGUGCGAGAUCGCAUCCCAGAACUGAAGGGCGAAAAAGGCGAAGGAUUCAUCCAUAACGCGGUACACUACGCAACAGCCAACUUUGCAAUCAACCCUUCAACUCCACUAAGUGAUAUCGCGCUACAGAACAGGAUUGCUGUCAGCAAAGCAUUAGGGGAAGCAGACAUCCAAGCCGGAGUGAAGACGCUCCGAGAAGUUGCCAAGUCUGGACAGCUCAUGCUUAUUUGCGAACCUCACCAUAAGCUUUACAGCUCUUCAAAUUGGAGUGGCGCGUGGCAGGGAGUUGACUUCACGAAAGCGACACCCGAUUCCUAUGACAAGACGAGCUAUAAGAAGGAGAUGGUAGUUCUUGGAGAGAGUAAACCACGGAACGCUCUUGGAAGAUAUCGGGUUGUGAUUAUGUCUAAGACUAGUGAAGGCUUUUGGUGUGAUUUUGCUGCUCCAGUUAAAACGAUGGCUUUGGUUGGUGAGUUUAUUGGGAUGGAUCCUACGUUGGAGAGCAUAUUGGAGAUAGCUGAUGCCGAGGAGAAGCCAUGA
Fusarium venenatum is the source of this 1467-nucleotide messenger RNA. The record is from RefSeq and is a predicted model, not a curated record. Lineage: Eukaryota; Fungi; Ascomycota; Sordariomycetes; Hypocreales; Nectriaceae.